Molecule: messenger RNA, 1792 nt
Organism: Panthera uncia (snow leopard)
Lineage: Eukaryota; Metazoa; Chordata; Mammalia; Carnivora; Felidae
Gene: NKX2-3
Product: NK2 homeobox 3
Exons: 2
Coding region: 223-1335 (370 amino acids)
Biological process (GO): cell differentiation; regulation of transcription by RNA polymerase II
Cellular component (GO): nucleus
Molecular function (GO): RNA polymerase II cis-regulatory region sequence-specific DNA binding; DNA-binding transcription factor activity, RNA polymerase II-specific
Source: RefSeq, a predicted model, not a curated record
GCUUCGCAGCCCCGGCUCCAGUCCCUGCAGUGGCUGUAACAAAACCCAGACCCCCAGGUCCGGGCCAAUGGAGGCGAUUUAGACUGGAGCGGGACCGCGUCUGUCAAAAACCCGACUCGGCAGCAGCGGCAGAGUCCAGAAGGAGAGCUGGAGCUGCUGCACUACUUCCCCGCCCCCGCCGGGAUUUAUUGAGUAUUUGGACUGGACAAUUAAGUGGCCCUGAUGAUGUUACCAAGCCCGGUCACCUCCACCCCUUUCUCAGUCAAAGACAUUUUGAAUCUGGAGCAGCAGCAGCAACAGCACUUCCACGGCGCGCACUUGCAGGCGGACUUGGAGCACCACUUCCACUCCGCACCGUGCAUGCUGGCCGCCACCGAGGGGACUCAAUUUUCUGACGGAGGGGAAGAAGACGAGGAAGAAGAGGGCGACAAACUGUCCUAUUUGAACUCACUAGCCACAGCCGAUGGCCACGGGGGCUCGGGGCUCUGUCCCCAGAGCUACGUCCACACAGUCCUGCGAGACUCGUGUAGCGGGCCUAAGGAACAUGAAGAGGAGCCCGAGGUCGUGAGGGACCGGAGCCAAAAAAGCUGCCAGCUGAAGAAGCCUCUGGAGGUGGCCGGGGAUUGUAAGGCGGCGGAGGAGAGCGAGAGACCCAAGCCACGCAGCCGCCGGAAGCCCCGGGUCCUCUUCUCGCAAGCCCAGGUCUUCGAGCUGGAACGCAGGUUCAAGCAGCAGAGGUACUUGUCGGCGCCCGAGCGCGAGCACCUCGCCAGCAGCUUGAAGCUCACGUCCACGCAGGUGAAGAUCUGGUUCCAGAACCGCAGGUACAAGUGCAAGAGACAGCGGCAGGACAAGUCUCUGGAGCUGGGCGCGCACGCACCUCCGCCGCCACCGCGCCGCGUGGCAGUGCCUGUGCUGGUGCGGGACGGCAAGCCGUGCGUCACGCCGGGCGCGCAAGCCUACGGCGCGCCCUACAGCGUGGGUGCGGGCGCCUACUCCUACAACAGCUUCCCCGCCUAUGGCUAUGGGAACUCGGCCGCCGCCGCCGCCGCCGCCGCCGCUGCCGCCGCCGCCGCCGCGGCGGCCUACAGUGGCAGCUACGGCUGUGCGUACCCGGCAGGCGGCGGCGGCGGCGGCGGCGGCGGCGGCGGCGGGGCCUCCGCGGCGGCCGCGGCCAUGCAGCCCGCCUGCAGCGCUGCCGGAGGCGGCCCCUUUGUGAACGUGAGCAACCUAGGCGGCUUUGGCGGCGGUGGCGGCGCGCAGCCGUUGCACCAGGGUGCGGCGACCGGGGCUGCUUGCGCGCAGGGCACCUUGCAGGGCAUCCGGGCCUGGUAGGCACGCGACUGGUCACGCGGCAGUCGCCCCACUGCAGCCUGGCACCGCGGGACUGAAGCGCGAGAAAGGUUGGACCUUAGGGCCAGGUCCCCUCGUUAAAAAAAAAAAAAAAAAAAAAAAAAGCCACACAAAACAACAACAACAACAAAAGACACGUCUCGAUCUCCAGGGCCCCGGAGCACAGCUAGAGCGAAGCCUGGGGAAGGGGGAUGAGGGGCGAGGAGGAUGCCCGAGACCGGUCGCGGAGACUGUCUCUGAGGCAGAAACUCCGGCUGGGUGCCGGGGAGGACAAUGGCCCCGACUCUGGCCCCGAAGUGAGUGCGAGAGGCUGGGACUCUGGCUUCCGUUUGGUUCUCCCAAACCAAGAAGGCCUUCUUUCCCCUUGGCCUUCCCGCGGCUUCCGCGAAAUGUCGGCAGAAAACCCAAGGACAAAAAAAAAAAAAAAAAAAAAAAAAAA